AUGAAGAUAUAUAUUCUUGUUAUUCCUACUUUGUUAUUACUCUCUCAGUCCAUUCAAGGUAAGUAAAGUGUCCUAACUUGUUUAGUUCAACUCUUUCAUUGACAAUUGAGUGAAAGGUUUGAGAAGCAAAUCAUGAACUGCAUGAUUUUGAUCAUCAAUGAUCAAUUUCGAUUCGUUAGCCCAUUCUUUGAUGAAUUCCGUUUUAAUGUGUUUAGUGUGACGCUCUAGACAUUAUGAAAGAGCAGAAUCUGAUUCCUUGACAAACAUUCGCGGUUCCAUCGGCUUCCGCGCGGAAAAAAACAAACGAAAACGUUUCAAGUGGCCUGCAUCCCCAGCAGUUUAGGUCAAAAAACCGAGCCAGUUUCAUCAGUGAUUCGAAUUUCGAUCGUUCCGACUUCCGCGUUCCACUCCACCGGAAUCUAGUUCAAGGGCGCUUGCUAGUUCGCACAAAAAACAGUUUCAUGGCUGCCUAUCACUUACUACAUCGGUAUCAUGUCAUUUCUCACUGAAAUCCGAUGCAAUCGAGAACAAACCCCAAGGUCGGACUCUUUAGUAGGCAGUUAGCGGUUCAAAGAACUAGAACCUAAGACAGAAAAGGACACCGUGAUCGGUAUCAAGACUAGGGGGCAACACCCAAAACUCAAGGUAAUAAGAAAAGAAUGAGAUGCAUUCUAUUGCAGGGGCCGAGAAUUCACCGUCUGCAGGAAAAGUGUGCAUGACCGUAGAACAUCUGAGACCGGCAGACAAUACGACUCAGUUCUAUGAGUGUGCUCCACUCAAUGAUGAUGAGGUAAACAGGCUCGCAAGGGGAAUAAUUGUGCAAGAUCAAAAGUUCAGAUCAAAGGAUACGCGUUGAGUAAGAAAUACCUUGGCGUGUGGAAUCUCAGAGAUUGCCCGAAAGAGCACGAGUUUGACGAGCCGAAACAGAGAUGUAUUGAGAAGAAAACGUUCAGAAGGUAUGAACUAACUUGGGAAUAAAAGCACAAAAGUGUUGUACCAGACAACAAGUGGCAUGUGCCCAAAACGCCCAAGCUACCGGAUGCGUAACCGCUUGCCAAGCACCAACAGCACUUGCCAACCAGGGAAUGGAAUGCAAUUGGCGUUCCUCACCGCUCCAAAGAGACACAGCCAGCAACGCGUACUUCUUCCAAUGCGUCCCAUCGUCCCCAACUGAAGGUUGUGGUGAAUGGACCCGUAUGCAGUGUUCUCCAUCUACUGUUUUCAAUUCGGACCUCAAUGUUUGUGUCCCCCUCGCUAUUCAGAACUCUUGCGAUAGCUCGAUCCAACAGCCCGUCUGUAGCUGUUCUCAGGUGUCUAACUCCUGCCCUGGAACUGCACAAUGUCAGAAUGUGAGUAUAUUAUAAUUACUAUCAAUGAUUACGUGUUUUCAUUUUGCAGAAAGUUUGUUGCCAACAAACGGAUUCGCUUAGUCUGAACAACCUUAUCCAACAUCAAGCGCCCUGUAAGUAGAAAACUUCGAAUCUUUAUCAAACAUCAUUUAUUCAGUGUGCCCUGGAUCUAAUGUCCCGCCACUUGGUUCCUGCAGUGAGCAAUGCCCUCAAUGUAAAAAUUUCUUUAAAGAUAUAUUCUCAACCGUCCAAAUGUUUUAGAUUCUGCAUGCACUCCCGGCCUCGGAUGCUGUCCAGUUCCCGUUAACGAGCAACCAAGCGGAAUUAUCAAAAUCACACUGUGUCCGGGAUCUUAUGCUCCACCACUCGGUGUCUGCGGCUCGUGUCCUUCGGGAACUCAAUGCAAUCAGCAGUUGCAAAUGUGUUGCCCACUCCAACAACAGCCUUCCACCGACAUCGUGUACAAUGUGGUUCUUCUUUGCCCUGAUGGCACACCUUCCACCACCUCUUGCUCCCAAGGAUGUGGACCUAAUAACGCUUGCUUCCAAGGCGCGUGCUGUCCGAUUCGUUGCCCAUCUGGACAGGUAAGAUAUCAAAUACCAAUUAUAUAGUGAUAGUUAAAUAUUCAGAACGCCGUUGGUUUCUGCUCUGCCGGAUCUUGCGGAGUUGGUAGCUGCUACUCUAAGACCACGUGCUGCCAAGAACCGAUAAAACUGCCUAUUUGCUCAAACGGCCAAAUCUCCCAGAAACGUUGUUUGGUUGCUGCUGAAUGCGGUCCAAAUCUCGAAUGCUCAAACGGAGGCUGCUGUCCUAUUCCAUUCUGUCCAAAUGGUGUUACGGCCCGCGGUAGAUGCUCCGCAGUUAAUGGAUGCCCAAUGGGUCAGGCUUGUAUGGAAGGACUAUGCUGCCCACUUCCAAGGUGCUCGAAUGGAAUCACUUCUCUCGGAAUCUGCACGAGAACUCUCGAUUGCGGAAGAAUGGGUGUGGACUGCAACAACGGCGCCUGCUGUCCCCUUCCAAGUUGCCCCAACAACCUGUCCGCUUCCCAGAGAUGCUCAGCAGGUUGCAAUAACUGUUGCCCUGUUGGUCAGACUUGCAUGAACGGAGGUUGCUGUGACCUUCCUUCCUGUCCCGCUGGAGGUUUCGCCAUCUCCAUGUGCUCCGGAAAGUGUGGAAGCGGGUACGAAUGCGUGAACAGCGGAUGCUGUUCCCUUCCAAGGUGUCCAAGUGGUCUGAUGUCCGUGCAAAGAUGUGCCAUGGGAAUCGGAUGCCCACCUGGAAACGUGAGUUGUUUAGGAUCUACUUUAAUAACAAAAAAGAAUUCAGCAAUGUGAAAAUGGUGUGUGCUGUCCUAUGCCAAUGUGCUCAAGCGGAAGUAUUGCAUCGUCUGUUUGCGGUAUGGCAAACUCCUGUCCGAUCGGCUACAUUUGUGAAGGUAAGACUCCUGUAGCACCUUUAAUGUGACCAGAACUUUUCUCUUUAAAGGUCGUGGAUGCUGUCUGGAACCACUUCCACUCUGUCCAAACGGUGGCAGAGCUUCGAUGAGAUGUUACAGAGGAGCCGAGUGUCCACCUGGUUAUGGAUGCACUCCGCUCGGUACGUUUGUUUGCUAACAACUAUUGCCAUUGUCAUUCAUUUUAUUCAACACAAAAAAUAAGCAAUAUUUGCUAAUUUCCACUUCCAGGCGGUUGCUGCCUCCUUUCAAUGGAACCAGUGUGCCCAACCAGAUCCAACGCAGUUUGCCAAUGCUCGCCCAACAAUGUUUGUCCGUCUGGUUCGAGCUGUACUAUGGGAACGUGCUGCUCUAGCGGCAUCAGUCCCAUCGUCUCGUUCAGUGUUCCUGGCACGGGAUGUCAGAAUACGAACCAGUGUAACGGAUUCCAAAACAGUUGUGCUCAAUGCGUUCAGGGAGUGUGUUCCUGUGUGAACGGAGCGGCUUCAAAUGGAGCAACUUGCGAGCAAAUGGCUCCGACUAUCUUGACUUUGGCCCGAAACGGAUGUGACCAGUAUGGAUCGCCUUGCAAAUUCCUUCUCUCUACCGCCAGAAGACGUCCGAUCUUUGCGCCAACUUCUAAUUUGACUGAAACUCCAUGUAGGUUCAACUUCACAGUUGCAGUGCUAUUUCCCGAUUAUUUCAGUGUUCUUCAACGUAGCUGCAAAACGAAAGUGUAUUGCCGACAUCCAAAAUUUCGACUCGGAUUCCACUUGCCUUCCAAACGAGAAGUGCAUUGACGGCGAAUGUAGAAUGUGAGAUUAUUCAAGACGUUGUUCAUCGCAAAAUACUUCUUUUCAGGAAAUUGUGGCCAGGAGAAUACGGUUGUCAAACGGACACGGAAUGCCAGUCGAGAUGCCCGAAUACGUACUGCGAAAAGAAGAAAAGUGACAAGAAUGUUCCCCAGUGUCAGUGCGCGAACGGAAUGUUGCUUUACGGAAGAUGCUGUGAGUGCAAGCUGUUUUCAAACAUUGAGAUAAUCUUCCAUAUUUCAGUCUCCCAGUGUCCACGUGGUUUCCAUGAGUCUGGAGCGUUCUGUAUGCAUGACGAUGAAGAGAAGUUCUGGAUGGAUGCAGAAGCUCAGGAUAAUCUGAAGGCUUUGUUGAACGCUGGAAAAUGCUGA
This is a messenger RNA of Caenorhabditis sp. 36 PRJEB53466, 3964 nucleotides long. The record is from the annotation of a GenBank genome assembly. Lineage: Eukaryota; Metazoa; Nematoda; Chromadorea; Rhabditida; Rhabditidae.